Molecule: messenger RNA, 2353 nt
Organism: Hyaloscypha bicolor E
Lineage: Eukaryota; Fungi; Ascomycota; Leotiomycetes; Helotiales; Hyaloscyphaceae
Product: MFS nicotinic acid transporter-like protein
Exons: 5
Coding region: 470-2032 (520 amino acids)
Biological process (GO): transmembrane transport
Cellular component (GO): membrane
Molecular function (GO): transmembrane transporter activity
Source: RefSeq, a predicted model, not a curated record
ACGAAAACGUUAUUUUGACGAGCACCACAACAGUUGCACUCGAUUCCCACAACUUGACAAGUUUCACAAAGAACAAAUGUCACUGCCAUGCUUCACUCCCGAGUACUGGGAACCCUCGUGGCUUUGUCAGAAUGACAGGCUCUCCGCUAUCAAUUGGCACCGUCCGGCCGAGCCAUGGUGCGGGGUCGAAGCUGGUAUCCGGACGUCACGCAUGUCGAUCAUGGCUCACUUCCCAAUAGCAUCGCCGCUUUGGCAUCAAAGGUGUCACUAACCACCCCAAAGCGGAAUAACGCCGGCCGGAGGAUGUAUCAUUCCGCGGGCUCAACCUUUUUCCGUCCUUUAACGAGCUAGACACACUGGAGCUUGCUUAUUACAUCUCGGCUUCCCACUUCCUUUUCCUUUCUUGCACAACCUCGUCCUUCAACGUACCACAAACUUGCACCUUGCAACACCACGUAGCAACGCAACGAUGUCGGAACUGAAGGAGUAUCCACGUCGCGACAGUGGGCGGAGCAGCAACUCUGCUACAAACGACAAGAUCAAGGGCCUGGAGCGGGAUCAACUGGAGGCGGGCAUCAGCCCAUUGGUGGCCGAUCUACCUCCGGACCCAGAUGCUCACUUGAGCGCUGGCGAGCGAGCAACCAUUGACCGUCGACUUCUCUGGAAGCUAGACCUCGCGUUGAUCCCUUGGCUUUGUGUUUUGUACCUCCUCUCGUUCUUGGACCGGACAAACAUUGGUAAUGCCAAGAUCGUCGGUCUCCAGCAGUCUCUCGGUUCUACUGGCCAUCCUCUCUCGGCCGGCGCUUACAAUGCUGCUCUCUCCAUCUUCUUUGUUUCAUACUCCCUCUUCGAACCUCUCACCAAUGUCCUGCUCAAGCGCCUUACUCCAAAGCUUUUCAUCCCGAUCAUCAUGGUCCUCUGGGGUCUUAUCAUGACUUUGAUGGGCUUUAGCUACAACUGGUCUGGCCUGAUGGCUGCUCGCUGGUUCCUUGGUCUUGCCGAAGCCGGCCUCUUUCCAGGAGUGAAUUACUACCUCUCUUGCUGGUACCGUCGCUCCGAGUUCGGCAUCCGUGCUGCCAUCUUCUUUAGCGCAGCCGCAGUCUCUGGCUCCUUUGGUGGUCUCCUUGCAGCUGCAAUUGAGAAGAUGGUUGGCCUUGGUGGACGUCCGGGCUGGGCAUGGAUUUUUAUCCUUGAGGGUAUUCUCACUGUCCUCUUCGGCCUCGCUUCCUUCUGGGCCGUCCAGAACUUCCCUGACAAGGCAACCUUCCUCUCUGAAGUAGACCGUGCUCGCGUCAUCCGACGUCUGAAGAUGGAUCAACAGUCUUCAGCCGAACAUGAAGAGUUUAAGAUGCAAUAUGUAACUUCCGCUCUUAAGGAUUACAAGAUGUGGUUGGGCAUGAUGAUCUACAUGGGUUGCGACAUGCCACUCUACGCCUUCUCCCUAUUCCUCCCCACUAUCAUCUCUCAGAUGGGUUACACGGCCACCAAGGCACAGCUUCUCACCGUUCCUCCGUACGCUUGUGCAGCAGUCCUGACCAUCACCGUCGGCUACAUCGCUGAUCGCACCCGCCAACGCGGUCUCUGCAACAUCUUCGUUUCCCUCAUCGGCAUCGCCGGUUUCGCCAUCCUCCUCGGCAGCGAGAAGCCCCAUAUCAAGUACGCAGGCACCUUCCUCGGCGCCCUGGGUAUCUACCCCUGUAUCUCCAACACCAUCUCCUGGGUCAGCAACAACAUCGAGGGUGUGUACAAGCGCGGCGUCGUCUUGGGUUUCGUCAUCGGCUGGGGCAACCUCAACGGUAUCGUCUCCUCUAACAUCUACCGCACCGGCCCCAAGUUUACCGCAGGCCACUCAACUGUCAUGAUUUACAUGAUCGUCUGUCUUCUUGGUGGUAGCAUAGCUAUGCGUACCUUACUUGUGAGAGAGAACAAGAAGCGCUUGACCGGCCAGCGAGACCACUGGACCCGAGGCAUGUCUCAUCGCGAGGCAGAGAAGUUGGGCGACAAGCGACCCGAUUUCAUCUACACUCUGUGAUUUCCUCACUUAAUGUGUUCCCAAUCCUCCACCUCCAGCUUGGUGUCUCGUUUGUUUCCCUCAUCUUGAUCUUGUUUCAUGGAUGACGCGAUGAUACCCGAGUUGAGUUGCUUUGAUACGGGAGGGAAUGGUGCGUCAUCAUGGAAGGCUGUCAUAAGGGCCAGUUCUUUUGGGAGUCGGGGCUUAUAAUACACAAUCUGCGAGACAGUCAUGAGGAUUUGUUCGCGAGGCUGUGUUGAAUGAAGUCAGUCUUUCGAGGAAGCUUGGACUUAUACAUAGUCUGCGAAAACUGAAUAAAAAAUGAUCAACGAGAUCCAUCUG